UCUGUUGUAGCAGAUGAUGACGUUUGUGUAAGUGAAGAGCCAACAGUGCGCAUUCGUGGUCCAAACGGUCUCUGCGUUGACGUUCGGGAGGGAUAUUACAAUGACGAAAAUCCAAUACAAUUGUGGCCAUGCAAAUCCAAUAAUGAUGUUAACCAAUUAUGGACCUUGAAAAGGGAUGGCACAAUUCGCUCUAAUGGUAAAUGUUUGACUGCUUACGGAUUUACAGUAGGACAAUAUGUGAUGAUCUACAAUUGUUCAACUGCUGCUACUGAUGCCACCAUUUGGAAAGUACGGAUGGACGGAAGCAUAAUAAGUCUCAAAUCGAGACUAGAUCCCCGAUCAAGACUCGCCCUUAGUGCACCCUCUGGAAGCUGUGGCACCACACUCAUUUUGGAUACUAAUACUUUUGCCCCUGCCCAAGGAUGGCUUGCCACCAAUAACACACAAGAUUUAGUCACAUCCAUUGUUGGAUUUUGUACUGGUCUUUGCUUGUAUGGAAGGUAUGGCAAAGGAGAGGUGUGGAUGGCAGAGUAUGGAAGAAACAAGUGGGAACAGUGGGUUUCUUAUCCAGAUGGCUCCAUAAGACCGAAUCAAGAUCAUGACUUCUGCUUAACUUGCAAGAAUGAUCAUGUCUUUAUUCUUUCUUGUAGUGCUGGGCGAUCUAGCCAGCGCUGGAUGUUUAGGGAAGAUGGUACCAUUUUGAACUUGUUCAGCGGCAUGGUGAUGGAAGUGAAGAUGAUUUCCAACCCAAGCCUUUAUCAAAUCAUUAUGCGGCCACCAUCUAGAAAUCCAAAUCAGAAAUGGCUUCGUAUCCCUAUUAACUAAUUACUAG
This is a messenger RNA of Diospyros lotus (date-plum), 832 nucleotides long. RefSeq names its product ricin-like. The record is from RefSeq and is a predicted model, not a curated record. Lineage: Eukaryota; Viridiplantae; Streptophyta; Magnoliopsida; Ericales; Ebenaceae.